UACGACAACACCGUAGAACAAUUGUACACGCCUCUCGCGUUUCCCAGAAUUCGUUGCGUUCCGUAGAUCGACACAGCAGAAGAAGCACUAGCUAGUUUGCUAGCAUUUCACUAGCUAACGUCACAUUUCUUAACACACAGCGGAGGAAAUACCCAACUAUUGAAAAUGAAGGACGUUACCGGGUACCUCAAGCAACAGCAGAGCACCAACCCGGAGAUGGCAGCAGAAUGGCACAUGCUGGAGGAAUUCUACAACAAAAAGUUGUGGCAUCAGCUGACUCUGAAGUUGACCGACUUCGUGAAAGAUCCUUGCUUUAAAACGGGGGAUGGUCUUAUACAGCUUUAUGACAAUUUCUUGAGUGACUUCGAACACAGAAUCAAUCCAUUGUCUUUAAUGGAGAUCAUACUCUUUGUUGCCCGACAGAUAAAAGAUCCUAAAGAGGCCAUCACUUUCCUUGAGAAGACCAGGGAAAAGGUUAAGAGCAGCGAGGAGGCCGUCAUCCUCUGCAAGACGACUAUCGGCAGUCUAAAACUGGAGAUCAACGACCUUCCAGCCACAAAGAAAAUCAUCGAGGAGGUGGAGGAAAUCCUCAACAACUUGCCAGGAGUGACCUCUGUCCACGGCCGCUUUUAUGAUCUGUCUAGCAAAUACUACCGCAUCAUUGGCAACCACGCCUCCUACUACAAGGAUGCCCUCCGCUACCUCGGCUGUGUGGACAUCAAGGACCUGCCAGAAACGGAGAAGCAAGAGAGAGCGUUCACGCUGGGACUGGCCGGACUCUUGGGAGAGGGGGUUUACAACUUUGGAGAGUUGCUGAUGCAUCCCGUACUGGAGUCCCUACGGAGCACGGACAAGCAGUGGCUCAUAGACACCCUCUAUGCCUUCAAUGGGGGCAAUGUGGAGAAGUUCCAGAGCUUCAAGUCUGCCUGGGGCGCGCAGCCUGACCUGGCAACAAACGAGUCCAAGUUGAUGCAGAAGAUCCAGCUGCUCUGUGUGAUGGAGAUGACCUUUACCCGCCCAGCCACCAACAGGCAGCUGACCUUCGCUGAAAUUGGUCAGAGUGCCAAAAUCCCAGUCAAUGAGGUGGAGCUUCUGGUGAUGAAGGCUCUCUCUGUGGGCCUUAUCAAAGGCAACAUCGAUGAGGUGGACCAGAAGGUCCAGAUGACCUGGGUACAGCCAAGAGUACUGGAUCUACAGCAGAUCAAGGGCAUGAAGGAGCGUCUGGACUUCUGGUGUGAAGACGUCAAGAACAUGGCCAUGUUGGUGGAGCAACAGGCCCACGACAUCCUCACCUAAGGGAGUCUUAAGGCUCAGCCCUUUUCUUUCCCUUUUGCUACAGUUAUUUAUACUUGUAUCAAAAAGGAACCGUCUCUGUUUAUUCCCCUGAUAGGUGGAAGGUUGCAUCCAGUUAUUUCAUUUUUGUAUUUUCAUCUUUUUUUUUUCUUUUCUUUUUGCUGUACGCAUUCAUAUCCAAACAUUUAAUUGAACUGUACACUGUAUUUUACAAAUAAAGACUGGUCUGAACAAAAUCCUAAAUAAAUAACUUUAAAUAGUUUUCAGAAAAUGAGUCAAAUAUCUUUUAUAUUUGAGUGGAAACCAUGAAAUGUGCCUCCCCAUUUUUUGGUCUAUGGAUGUUUCCCCAGUACUGCCUGCUUACUUACUAUAGAUUGUAAAAUUAAACACUCUUGUACAUCAUAAAUUGGUUACAAAAAUAUUAUUUGAAUAAAUAUGAAAUGUCAUUACAAUCCUUUAGUUAUCCUCGACCCCAUUGCUGUUCUGUUUUAGGUUUUUAUAUUCUUGUUCGACCUUGAAUCAAAUCCAUUACUACUAGCUAUUAAAAAUCGAGAGAUCUAUGUGGCAUUCUGGAAAUAGCUUCUUAACUAUUCUCAUAUUACCAAACUGCCUAAUUUGACAUUCUUAAACAUGAGGGUUGACACUAUAAUAGUCUAGAUUUCGUUUAGUCAUCUUAUUCUGAAUAGGAUUUUAUUUCUGAGCAUUGUUUAACAGUGUGCACAUGUCUGCAUCCUUGUGUAUAUGCAGGGUAGUUAAAUUGUUUCCACAUUUGUCAUUACUGCUUUGAUAUAAAAUGCUAAUCUGAGGAGUGAGAUUCCUUACCGUGCAUCCCUAUUGGUUAUUUUAAACACGGAAUAAAAAAUGUUAUUUAUAUUUCAGGCUGUUGAAAGGUUUGUGAAAUGUAGUUUAAAAACUGGAAUAUCCACAAAUUUGGGUCGUAAAUAUAAUAAAAUGGUUUAAA
Messenger RNA from Gadus chalcogrammus (walleye pollock), 2254 nucleotides. It is a transcript of the gene psmd13, whose product is annotated as proteasome 26S subunit, non-ATPase 13. Gene Ontology annotation, biological process: ubiquitin-dependent protein catabolic process. The transcript has 13 exons. Gene Ontology annotation, cellular component: proteasome regulatory particle, lid subcomplex; cytosol; nucleus. NCBI's taxonomy places the organism in Eukaryota, Metazoa, Chordata, Actinopteri, Gadiformes, Gadidae. Gene Ontology annotation, molecular function: structural molecule activity. Bases 166 to 1296 code for a protein of 376 amino acids. The record is from RefSeq and is a predicted model, not a curated record.